ACAUGGAUGUGUCUUUGGCAUCAGCACUCUUACACAUAUUUGUCAAAUCCAGCCGUUUGAGCAUCCUUCCUUGACUUUGGGACACAGCCAGAGAGAGAGAGUGCUUCCAUUCAUUCAUUAAUUCAUUCAUUAUCCUUAACUGCUUAUCAUGUAUCCAUAAAUGACUCGCACUUUUGGGUGGAAUAAUAAAGUUUACCGGAAAUUGCUUUUAUUUUGAAGGCCGUUCAAACACGUUCUUACCGUAACGCACCGCAGAAACAAGUGGAGGCAGGCUUGACUGCAGUCCCGUUCCUUACUUUCACUUUCCCCACGGAUUGUGUCGCAGCAGAGAUUGCAGAAGGUUCUCAAAACCAGCAGUCAGUUCCCACUGAAUAAGUCUCUGAUGUCUCCAGCGGAGUGACAUCAUGGCGGCUGCAGCAACAGGGUCGGAUGAUCUGCAGCCUGUGAAGCGCAGCAGCAGCAGCUGUGAAUUGCUGCCACCUGAAAGGUCAGAUGAUCUGCAGCCUGUGAAGCGCAGCAGCAGCUAUGAAUUGCUGCCACAUGAAACGACAGAUGAUCUGAAACUACUGAAGCGCAGCAGCAGCUAUGACUUGCUGCCACCUGACAUGUCUGAGCUGAGAGUUGUUCUGCUGGGGAACAGCUGGUCUGAGAGGAGUUCAGUGGGGAACUUCAUACUGGGUGGGAAAGCGUUCAGCAAUGAGGGAGAACCAGCAACAACCUGUUUGAUCAUCAAAGGACCGCUGGAAGAGAAAAAAAUAGUUCUCAUCAACACUCCAGAUCUGCUGCAUCCAAACAUCUCUUUAGACAAACUGACACAAGAUCUGAAACAAUGUGUGGAACUCUCUGAUCCUGGACCUCAUUUGUUCCUGCUGGUUCUCCAGCCUGAAGACUUCACUGAGGAACACAAACAGAGACUCUGCAGAGUCCUGAAACUCUUAAGUGAUCAAUCAUUUGAUCAUUCUCUGGUUCUGACAUCACCACCCAGAGAGGAGAGUUCAGCUUUCAUGGACAAAGAUGAACCAGACCAGCCAUUAAAAGACCUGAUCAGAAUGUGUCGAUACAGAUUCCUGAAGCUGAGGAACCUUGAGCUUCCACAGUUGUUAACACGUUUGGGUCAAACUGUAAAAGAGAACAAUGGAAAGCAUGUGAGCUGUGAUGUAUUUGAGGAUGCAGCACCAGUUUUGGCUCAUGAUCAGGAAGUCCUGAAACAAGUGGAAAAAGACAGCAAAUUUGAUCCACCAAAACCUGCUGAGGGAAAAGCUCCUAGCAAAUACACCCAGCCCCCUCAGUCAUGGGCACUCAGGAUUGUGAUGUUUGGAAAAAGCGAGGACAAAAAGAAAUCACUGUGCAGCUUCAUCAUGCGGAAUAGACAGUCCAAAUUUUAUAAAAUAAAUGUAAAAAAGCAAUGUGAGGUCGCCAAUGGAGAGUGGGGAGGAAAUCCUUUAAAGGUAGUGAAAAUGCCUGACCUGUUCAGUCUGUCUGUGGAAACUUUCAUUGAAGAGAUGAAGAGUUGUGCAACUCUUUGUCUCCCUGGACCAAAUGUUCUGCUGCUGUUAGUGAAACCUUCUGAUUUCACUGAGAAGAUAAGACAAAGACUGAAGUUUAUCCUGAGUUUUUUUGGUCAAGAAGCCUUUAAACACUCAAUGGUCAUCCUGACACAUGAGGAGAGAGAAACAACUGUGAAUCAGCUCCUUACAGACUGUGGAGGAAGACACUACAGCAUGGCUGAAGAUGACCACAGAUCACUAAUGGAGAAGAUUGAGAACAUUGUGCAAGAAAACAGAGGAACCUUCCUCACCUUCAAUGAAGAGAUCAUCAGACCAAAGUCUGAAUACAUGAAACCAGCUCUAAACGUGGUUCUGUGUGGGAGGAGAGGAGCAGGGAAGACCUCAGCAGCCAAGGCCAUUUUAGGUCAGACAGAGCUUCAUUCAGUCUCCAGCUCAGAGUGUGUUAAACAUCAGGGAGAGGUGUGUGGACGUUGGGUUUCCCUGGUGGAGCUGCCUGCAUUGAAUGGAAAACCUCAGGAGGAAGUGAUGGAGGAAUCAUUCAGGUGUAUCUCCCUCUGUGAUCCUGAGGACGUCCAUGCCUUCAUCCUGGUCCUUCCUGUGGGUCCCCUCACUGAUGAAGACAAGGGAGAGUUGGAGACCAUCCAGAACACUUUCAGCUCUCAAGUCAAUGACUUCACCAUGAUUCUGUUCACUGUGGAGUCAGAUCCUACAGCUCCAGCUGUUGAUAACUUUCUGAAGAAAAGCAAGGACAUCCAGGAGCUCCGUCAGAGCUGUGGAGGAAGACAGUUUGUCCUCAACAUCAGGGACCAGCAGCAGAUCCCAGAGCUGUUGGAUGCUGUGGAAAAAAUCAGUUCACACUGCUAUACAACUGUAGCAUUUGCACAUGCACAAAUGGAAAAGCUCAAAAAUCAAGAGAAACGUAUCAACAUGCAGCAAACUGAACUUGAGAGGCUGAAGCAGAAGGACAAGAUCACUUGUGAUAAAGAGCAGCAGAGCCCAGAGAGUCUCAGGAUUGUGCUGAUAGGGAAGACCGGCUGUGGGAAGAGUUCUUCAGGAAACACCAUUCUAGGAAGAAAGGAGUUUAAAGCAAAGUCAAGUCAAAAAUCAGUCACCAAGUUUUGUCAGAAAGUACAGAGUGAAGUGGACGGUCGUCCUGUUGUUGUAGUCGACACUCCUGGUCUGUUUGACACAACUUUGUCUCCUGAAGAGAUUAAUGAGGAGAUGAUGAAAUGCAUCAGUCUUCUGGCUCCAGGACCACAUGUCUUCCUGUUGGUGUUACAAAUUGGCAGACUGACAUCAGAGGAGAAGGAGACAUUGAAACUGAUCAAGAAAGGUUUUGGGAAGAAUGCUGAAAAGUUCACCAUCAUUCUUUUCACCAGAGGAGAUUCACUGGAAGAGGAGGAGCAGUCUAUUGAGGAAUACAUUGAAAAAGAGUGCGAUGAUUCCUUUAAGAGUCUGAUCGCUGACUGUGGAAGAAGAUACCAUGUGUUUAAUAACUUUGAUAAAUACAACAAGACACAAGUCAGUGAACUGAUGACAAAGAUCGACUCCAUGGUGAAGGAGAAUGGAGGCAGCUGCUACACCAAUGAGAUGCUGCAAGAGGCCGAGGCAGCAAUACAGAAAGAAGUGGAGAAGAUCCUGAAGGAGAAGGAAGAAGAGAUGCAGAGAGAGAGGGAGGAACUACAGAGAAAACAUGAGGAAGAAAUGCAAGAGAUGAAAAGAACAAUGGAAGAACAGAGAGCAGAAAUUGAAAAGGAGAGACAACUGAGAGAAAAAGAACUUGAAGAAAAGGAGGCAAACAUCAACAAAGAACGUGAGGAGAGAAGGAGAGAACAGGAGAGGAGAAAAGAAGAAGACGAAAAGAGGAAACAACAGGAACAAAUUCAACGGCAGGAGUGGGAACAAAAAGUUGAAGCUUUGGAGCAAAAAAUAAGAUCAGAGUCAAAUUCAAAGGAAAACAUUGACCGAAAGCUGGAGGAGAGCAGAGAAGAGAUGAUAAAAGAACGAGAGAACUGGGAGAAGGGGAGAAAAGAGUGGUGGGAGAAACGAGAUCAAGAACAUGAACAGAAACAAAAAAGACUUAGAAAGCUUCAAGAAGAAUAUGAGCAAGAAAAACAAAAGUACGAAAGAAAAACAAAAGCAGAUGAAGUCAAAAGGGAAGAGCAGGAGAGGAAGUGGAAACAGAAAGAAGAAAACUACAAGACAAAGUUGGAAGAAAUGAAGAAGAAGUAUGAAGAGGAGGCCAGAAAUAAAGCAGAGGAGUUCAAUGAAUUCAGAGAGAGAAAACAGAAAGACUUUGCAGCUCAGAUAAGAAAUCACAUGGAUGAAGUGAUGGAUCUGAAGAAACAGCAGGAGAGAGAAAUGCAAGAGCAGAAGGAUGAAUAUGAAAACUUGAAGAAACUCUCAACCCACAAAGAAAAACAUUUGAAACACAACAUAAAUGAACUUCAGAACAAACAUAAAGAAGAAAUGACGGCCAUGAUAUUUGGACUUUUCCUCAAAAACAAAGAAAACAAGAAGAAAAUGGAGACAAUGCUGGAAACACACAAAAAAGAGGUGGAAAAUCUUAAAAAAGAUCUUUUAGCCCAAAACAAAAGCAAAGAGAAGGAGGAAAUUGAUGAAUUAAAGGAAAAACACAAACAAGAAAUGAAAGCCUUGGACAAGGGGCUGUCAUCUAAAAACAAAGACGAUCUGAAGAUAAGAAAGGAUAUGCUGGCCAUCAAACAUGAUCAGCAAAUAAAUGAGUUGAAGUUGAAACUUCUCACCCAACAGCAACAAAAUCAGAAAGAACAGUUGGAUGAAUUGCAGAAAAAACACGGGGAAAAAAUGGAUGAAUUCAAACAGGCGCUUCAUGAAGAACACCAAAAGAUUUCAAGGGAAAAAAUAGAUGAGCUGCAGAAGAAACAUGAACAAGAAAUGAAGCAAUUGAAACAAGAACUUGUGACUCAGCAGAAACAACAUCAGAAGGAACAAAUUGAUGAUUUAGAGAAGCAACAUGAACAGCAGAUGAAUGACCUGAUUCAGACCGAUUCAGAUGAACAUGUCAAAGAAGAAAAAAAGGAUGAAUUACAGAAAAAACACAAUAAAGAGAUGGAUGAGUUUAGACAGCAACUGAUGACCAAGGACAGAGACAGUGGAAAGGUCGAAGUAGAUGAACUGCAAAAAAAACAUGAGAAAGAGAUGAAGGAGCUGAAAGAGACACUUUUCAUGGUGGACGAGACAGACGACUCGUGGCCUUGUUCAAUUCUUUGAAAGAUUGUAUUAUGGUCCAAGUGUCCAAACAGGAACCAAGUUCCAUCAAAAGUCCUGUUUUUUACGGCCAUUUUAAUCAUAUUCAAUUCAAUCACAGUUUGGCCUGCCAGUAAGAGAGCUGUUUAUUUCAGCAAUGCCUUGACUCUUUUUAUAAAAUGAAUGACCAUAAAGGUAAAGCACCUCCCACACAAGAACUGCAGCUCAAGUGAUUUACAACAGUGAUGGAUGGAUGAGCUCCAUCUGUGGCAUACAUGUGGUCCCAACACUGCUUUCAGUAAUUGUCAAUGCUUUUUUUGAGUGCCGUAAUGUUACUGCACCAAAUAUUGUGGGACAUUUAAGCAGCAAAAGUAUAAACUUGACAGAGGAAACCAAACUAAACAGUUAUGCUGCUGUUUAUUGUCGUUGCGUACAGCAUCUGCUGAUGACGCGCUCAACCUAAACUACCAACCACCGGCCAAGUCCAAACGGACAAAUUGAUGAUUUAGAGAAGCAAGAUCAACAGAAAAUGAAUGAACUGAUACAGACUUGGAUGAACAUGUCAAAGAACAAAAAAUGGAUGAAUUACAGAAAAAAUACAUCCCAGGCAUGGAUGAGUUAAAAGAGAACCAAUGACAGAGACAGUGGAAAAUAACGUAAUAUAUCUGCUAAAAAAACAUGAGAAAGAAGUAAUGGACCUGAAAAAAAAAGAAACAAAUGGCACAAAAAAAAUAACAAUGGACAACACAGACGACUCGUAGCUUUGUUCAGUUGUUUGAGAGAUUGCAUUGUGGUCCAACACAUUUUUAACUACAGUCCUGUUUUUUUAUGACCAUUUUUAUCUUAUUUACAUUUUUUGUGUUGCCUGUAAGAGUACUGUUUAUUUCAGCAAUGUCUUGAUUUCUGUUGACCCAACAGUUAGCUGUACAGUAUAACCGAUAUGUCACAGAAAAAUUGGUAAAAACUUCAGUCUACAGAAGAAUAGUUAUUCCUUUGUGCUUCAAGCAUCAUCAUCUAAAAACAGGGUUGUAUUUCCUUCUACAAUAUUUUGUUAUUGAAAGAAAAGUACAGGAGCUUUACAAAGUUUUUUCCCCACAAAACAGCCUAUAGUAGUUUCAUAUACAUGGAUUUAUUUAUGACGGCCUACCACAAAACAGUACACAAAUUACAUGUUUAACAAUGCUGUGCCAUGCUUAAUCAUAUUAUGUACAUACUUUAUACGUUUAAGAAAAACUUACUUUUGUUUUUUUAGCUAAUUUAAGUUACUGAGGUAACAUGUUUUUUUGGGAUGUCUGUCCAUACAUCAGUCUCCUAUUCCUUUGACAUGAUAAAUCAGGAACACCUUGAUGAGCAAAUUUCUUCAAACUUGGCACAAAUGUCCACUUGGACACAAAGGUGAACUGAUUAGAUAUUGGUGGUCAAAGGUCCCUGUGAGCUCAUGCCUGACCUAUUCUCAUGAACAAAAUAUCUCAGAAAUAACCUGAAUGAUUUUGUUUAUUUUUGGUGCAAAUGUCCACUUGGACUCAAAGAUGAAAUUAUUCCAUUUUCAAAGUCAAAGGGACUCACAGGUGUAUUUUCUGAAAAUAAAAAAUGGAAAAGUUUGUCCCACUGAGCUGCAGUUUUAGGCUACACCUCUUUAGUCUGCAAAAAAUCUUUAUACGUUGAUUGUUUUUAUGUACUGUUUCAUAGACUUUUUUGCUGUUUUCUUUUUCCCUAAAGAUUUGUCUUUGUUUUAUUUUGAAUAUGAAAUAGAACAUGAAGUUUGCAAAGGACUUUAAGUGAAAUGAAAUGUUUACAUGUCAUUACUUUUAGGGGCCACCGGUAGGCCACAAAUGUUCAUUUGUAUAUAUGAACUAAAUUGAAUGAAAAAUGCGCCAGCAUUCGUGAUUUCAGCCCUCAAAACUCCCUCAAAGAGAGAACACGUCUCCUCUUCUCCAGGGUCUGAGGCAGGCCUUCUCAAAGGGCCCAGUGGACAGGCUUGGGCCUGUGCUGAGAUCUCUAUUUAACUGCUCUCUGAUUUUCCUGCUUGUGGCCUAUGCGAGAUAUAGUCACAAAGAAUCAACACCAAGAUUUCAAGCCAACAACACAGUAAAUUAUUGUGGAAAGCACAGAACGGACUUUGCCCAACAAGGAACUAAAUCUUCGCCAAAAGGAUUCAUUCCCCUUCCCAUCUAUGGACGUUGUGUUAAAGUACUGGGCUAGAUCAGUUAGUACAAGCAAGAACAAGUUGUUAAACUUGAAUCUAUGGAUUUUGAUCUGAUGUGUGUUGUUAAGUACAACUGUUGUGAUGUUUAUUUAGCCAUACCAUUUGAAAUUGAAUGUUGAAAUGUCUUGUUUACACAGAAACCAGGCCUUCACUAACUAACAAAUUAAUUUUUGGUCUAAUACAAUAAAUAACAUCCAGUGUACUAAAAAUUGACCAUUUCACAGACACAUAGAAUAGAAUAGAAUCAAAAUUAGCAUGGUCCUCUUUGUUCUCUUUAUUGAUAUUUCAUAUUUAUCUGAGUCGCUUCCUGACAAUAUCCGGUUUUCCAUUAAAGCUGAAGUUAAUUUGAAGCGAAAAUGUAGCAUUAAAGAAAAUGCGAAUUAGUGACAGUCAUGUGAGUUAAUGUUCACUACGUCACUACGCCUUAUUCUGAAAAAGUGUUCCAUCUCCCAUUUAGAGCAUUAAUCAUGUUCAAAAAGACUAAAAUGUCUCAAGUGUUUCCAUCAAGCUUUCCUCAUGAGAAUCUUCAUAAUGCUCAGAGAAAUGUGUUGAUGGAAACAUGACUGUUAAUUAGCCAAACUGUUUGCUGAAUAUUUGUUGCCGAAAUAACUUAAUUCUGUGCACAAGGCUGCAAAAAGACAGUUGUUGAAAAAACAUGAAGAUGAUGUUUGACUAUUAACCACGCCCCCAUUCCCUGUUUGAGAGAGAACAAUGAAAAGGGAGGAAAGAUUGACAAUAUGAUGCCUAAGUUAAUAUAUAUACAUUUCUUUACAUUUUGGGAUCAUUAAAAGUUUGCAGAGUCAGACAUGAUCAGCUCCUGUUUGCAGUGACCCAUGGAUGUACAGACUAGUAUCACAGGAUUACUUUACUGCUGAAGAAAACUUAAAAACAUGAUGAUUCUCAGGCUGUUCUGGAGUUAUCAGGAGUGUUUUAUCAGGAGGUAGAGAGUAAGACACACUGAACCUAAAACUGUGUGUAUCAUACCUGUUGUCUUUGUUAUAUUGUUCAUUUUAAUGUGAGGUUAAUACAGACAGUGAAGAGCUGACAGGAGAUGAGAGAGCAGCUAAUGUUGCAGUUCAUGAUCAGCAUCUUAAUCUCUGUCUGACUUCUGAGAUUUUCCUCACAACUCUUGCUGUUACACCUGGGAUUUAGUCACUCUAUAUAUAUAUUUUUUUUCAAGUUUUGCUUUUUAUUAUUUCUUGGCUUCUGUAAAUCAUGAUUAUAAAGACAGUGACACAGUAAAUGUAAGGGUUUGUGUUGCUGCUGCAUCAGUCUGAGACACUCAGAAUGUGAUGUGAUACGAGGAAAAGCAUCAAAUAUAACAUUAUGAAUAUAAAUACAAUAAACCUGCAGAGUGUU
Centropristis striata (black sea bass) is the source of this 8301-nucleotide messenger RNA. Its product is annotated as interaptin-like. Gene Ontology annotation, molecular function: GTP binding. Lineage: Eukaryota; Metazoa; Chordata; Actinopteri; Perciformes; Serranidae. Bases 405 to 4760 code for a protein of 1451 amino acids. The record is from RefSeq and is a predicted model, not a curated record. The transcript has 9 exons.